UGGGAGCUGCUGGUGGUUAGUGCUGGGAAGCAGAGUGGGAUGCUCCUGGCUGAGCUGGAUCUAGCCCGCAGCUUCUUUCUGGUGGGGAUGCAGUCAGGGCAGCAGCCUGAUAAAGGGGAUGGAGCACAGGGUUCCCUAGGACUCAGUGUCUCUUCUGCUUGCCAGAAAAAAAAGGGGCAGAUGCGUUUUGGGUGCUGGAAGCUGUCCCCUGUCUCUGCUACACCCCCUCCCCCAACUUGGGGGUGACAGCCCUGCUCAGAACCCAGUGGGGUUCCAGGCCAGUUAUCAGGAAGCUUUGCCUUAAGAGUAAAGCUCCUAGCAGGAGACUUCAGGGCUGGUGGUCAUCUGGAGCUCAGAGCGUACAGAAAGAUGGUGCAGCUGCACCUUCACUCCCCUCCUUCUGCCCACACUGGGCACGAGGGCUGCCCUGUGUCUCUUCUGGGGUCCCUGGGGAAAGGAGGGCUCAUCCUCCCCGAGCCCAGGACUGAGCUGCGCUCUGGCCCGGAUCUUCCCCUGCAGCACAGCUCAGCCUGGCUCCCGCUGAAGCUGGAGAAGCAGCUCCUCAAUGUGGAGUGAAAGAGCCGCGCUGGGUUGUGGCGUGAAGGCACAUCUCCAGGUGGGAACACUCUGUGAGGCUGCGAGACUGGCUGGGCAGAGCACCAGGAGCUGAAGUGAAGGAGACCAUCCAAAAUCUGAGCCGAGUUUGAUGGGAAACUAGACUGGCCUGUUGCUUUACCGGUACAAUGCCACCUUCCACUACUUCUGCAAGGUGGCCUUCUUCAACUGCUGGAUCGUGGCCAUGGCCACCCUCCUGUCCCCCUUUGCAGCUCUUCGGGGACGCUCCGUGGAGAACAUGAAGCUCCUGCGUGCUGCCAUCCUGCCCCUCAAACGCUUCUAUGGCAUCAAGAUGCAGGUGUGGGGCUCUGAGCAUCUGAACAUCAAGGAGCCCUAUGUGAUAGUUUGCAACCACCAAGCUUCCCUUGACCUCCUGGGCAUGGUGGAGGUCAUUCCUGACCGCUGUGUGCCCAUUGCCAAGAAGGAGCUCAUGUACAUGGGCACCGUGGGGUGGGCCUGCUGGCUCAGUGGCAUCAUCUUCAUCGACCGCCACAAAAGAGAAGAUGCGAUCGAUGUCAUCUCCCAGACGGCCAGGACCAUGCGGCGUGAAAAUCUCCGAGUGCUGAUUUUCCCUGAAGGCACCAGGAACCAGGACAAAUCCAUGCUGCCCUUCAAGCGGGGAGCUUUUCACUUGGCUGUGCAGGCUCAGGUUCCCAUUUUCCCCAUCGUGAUCUCCCCAUACUGGCAUUUCUUCAGCUCCAAGGAAAAGAAAUUCAAUUCUGGGAUGUGCACCAUACGAAUCCUCCCCAAGGUAGAAACCCAGGGCCUGAGCCCAAAGGAUGUCCCCAAACUGACAGAGACUGUCCGCCAGGCCAUGGUUGAUGCCCUUGCUGAGAUGUCUGCAAAUCACUGCGGGAACCAGGAUGCUGAGAAGGCUCCGCUCCUGCGCUGCACUGGGGCCGAUGCUGGCAGGGGGACGGGCAGCUCACAGUAUGUGUCCACCAGAUCUGCCAACCGCUCCAGAAACCUGUGAGAGCAGGAUGGUGCCCUGGUGCAAGGGGAAGCAGAGCAGCGUGGGACGGGGACCAGGCAACACCACAAAAACAGUGCAAGGUGCCCCCAGAACCCCUUUGCUAUGACUGUGCAUCCCCCUGUCCCCUCCAAACCCGGUGCUGUCUCUGGCCCCGGGCAGCAAGCCCCGUCUGCCUGGCUGGGUCCUGCCUGCACAGUGGGUAGCGGGGAGAGAUGUGCCAGGCAGGGCUGGGGGUUCACUGCACCACUUUCCACUCCUGACGGUGUGACUCGCAGCGGGGUUCACCCCACUUCUUCCAGAGCCUCCUGCAAGCUGGCAAUGCAGCCAGCUCUGGGGGAGCAGCGUGUGGCUUGCAGGGGCGGGCAGGCGGUCCAGGGGAUACUGCCGCGUGGGAAGAGCAUCCUCAAUGCUGAACUAUGAGACAAGGGUGCAAGAUUAAAGAGUCCAUACGCGGUG
Tyto alba (common barn owl) is the source of this 2044-nucleotide messenger RNA. RefSeq names its product 1-acyl-sn-glycerol-3-phosphate acyltransferase alpha-like. The transcript is spliced from 8 exons. The record is from RefSeq and is a predicted model, not a curated record. The coding region runs from base 800 to 1588 and encodes 262 amino acids. Gene Ontology annotation, molecular function: 1-acylglycerol-3-phosphate O-acyltransferase activity. Lineage: Eukaryota; Metazoa; Chordata; Aves; Strigiformes; Tytonidae. Gene Ontology annotation, biological process: phosphatidic acid biosynthetic process. Gene Ontology annotation, cellular component: membrane; endoplasmic reticulum.